CUAACAGAUUUAUAUAACUUAAAUUCUGUCGAGCGUGUUAAAGUAACUAGAAACAGCCAUGGUCAGCCUGUUGGACAAGAAGCUCGACUUUUAGCAGGCUAUUUGGGCAUUAUAGCACGAAAUGCCAAUAUGUUGCCCAUCAACUACGAAUCAUGGCAUAACAUGCCUGAUAGCAAUAAAAAUCAAGCUCUCUCUAAUAUUAAGGAUAGGUUUGCUUUAGAGGUUUCUGAUGCCUAUAUCAAGAAGGCAUUGGGUAAAAAAUGGAGAGACAAUAAAAGCAUUUUGAAAAAAGAAUAUUUUAAAAAACCCAUAAGCCUCGAAGAAAAAUUGCAAAAUGUCCCACCGGGAAUGCUAAGGUACCAAUGGGAAGAUGCGGUUCGAUUUUGGAAUUCGAAGAAAGGAGAGGACCGUGAGCGAGUUGGAACAAGAAGCAGGCAAAAAUAAAAAUUUACGCACACGGCAGGGUCGAAAAGUUUUGCUUGUGUAGCUCAGGCCGAGG
Gossypium arboreum is the source of this 499-nucleotide messenger RNA. RefSeq lists its product as uncharacterized. The record is from RefSeq and is a predicted model, not a curated record. Bases 130 to 444 code for a protein of 104 amino acids. The transcript is spliced from 3 exons. Lineage: Eukaryota; Viridiplantae; Streptophyta; Magnoliopsida; Malvales; Malvaceae.